This is a messenger RNA of Blastomyces gilchristii SLH14081, 3024 nucleotides long. RefSeq lists its product as uncharacterized. The coding region runs from base 74 to 2017 and encodes 647 amino acids. NCBI's taxonomy places the organism in Eukaryota, Fungi, Ascomycota, Eurotiomycetes, Onygenales, Ajellomycetaceae. Gene Ontology annotation, cellular component: lipid droplet. The record is from RefSeq and is a predicted model, not a curated record. The transcript is spliced from 6 exons.
GAAACAGAGCCGCCAAGCGCACCAAGGACGUAGGUUGAAGCUGCGUGGCCGAAACAGGCUCUGGUGCGUGGGCAUGGCGCUUACAGCGAUCCAGGGUGCCGGACGACUUAGCAAGCUAUCCAUCCUCCACCAACUUCAAGACUCGUCUCAGGGGUCCUUUGCAGGCAGCGCCCUAUGCGUUCUACGACCUCGCACCUAUAUCCCCGCAUCUAUGGCAUCAGAUAGGAGAAGGAGCCCGAGAGCUAUCAGACCUGAUGUGACCGUGUUCCCAGAAGCGCCGCCUAAUGUCGCCGCCAUCUUCCUCAUCCGCUUUGACAUCAAGGCCGGUUAUACGGUAAAAUGGAAGCGAUCUGUACCAGAGGUUGUCGUUGAGAACGUUGUUGAAUAUAAAUCACUCCCAUCGGGUCUACACAACGUCCGGGAAGAUCUUAUUUAUUUCGUCCACGAGCAAUAUGCCGGUAUCAGCGCGUUUGUAAACCACCCUGCAGCAGAGUCGCAGCGGAAUGCCUUGAUGCUGGCUGUUGGAGUUUUGGUGCCUCUCAGCUAUGGUAGACUAGGAAAGGCCUGGAGACAUGCUGCAAAACUAAAGGAAUUGGCCAGGAGCCUAGCAGAAGAUCUUGAUAAUACGGAGCCCUUGUCCGCAUACUGGGAAACGUACCAGCUAUCUGAAGAUACUGUUUCUCCCCCGGAUUCCCCAUUGGGUUCAAUCGCAAGCUUAAAAACACCUGUUCGUGAUGUAUACGCCAGGCAUCGCGCCCUCAGCGACGCCACGGCACUGUUGACCGCAAAGCAAUCCCUUGCGCCUUACCAUCCCGCCCUCUCCCUCCCAGAGUUCUUAGAUACCUUUGGACCAUUAGUUUUCCAGUUAUAUCGAGCAGCUUUAUUACGCAAACGGAUCCUCUUAGUGGGCGAGGCACCUGUCGAGGAAUCAUGUAACUUCGUAUAUGACCUAGCUCUUCUCUCCUCGCUUCCACAAUCCCUACUCCCUUUUAUCCCACCAACUUCUUCGUUAGCUCUCAGACCUCGACCGCUAUUUAGCGUUGGCAUCCACGACAUGCCAUACCUAGUAUCACGACCAUCUCCCUCCAUCUCAGAUCCCGAUAGCUGCUGGAUUGCAUGUACUACUGACCGCGUCCUCGGCCUAAAACCUGAGCUUUAUGACGUCCUCGUAAACCUCCCUCCAGCUUACUCUAAACACGCGCCAGUAAAGACCUACCCUUCUAUAGCACUGUCGAUCGGCCGUACCGCAAAUAAGGAACAACAGAAACCUAUAAGCAUUAAGGCCACCCAGCGGGACGCUCGACGAUAUUCUACCCUUAAGAGUGGCCUUCUUGAACUCUCUAGACGUGGCUCUUCGUCCGCAAUGGAUGAUGAGGAUACGUCGGACAACACUUCAACUUUCUCUUCUAGUUCGGUUGUUGAACCUGUCUCCUGGCCACUCCUCGCGUAUACCUCCUUCCUCUGGUGGGCCUCAGCUGGUGAGAAGCGCGAAGGCCCCUCCGAAGGAGAAAACGAAGAAGACUCCCGACUUCUACUGGUCGAUAAUGCCCACACACCCUUCCCCACUUAUCCAAGUAGCCUAAGCGGUAGCAUCGCGCUACUGGACCAGGGCAGCAGCCACCAGCCGCGAGAAAUCGCAUUAAUAACCUAUUUCCGCCGCCUAACGACGCAAAUAUUCACAGUCAUGUCAGACGUCAUUGCCCGCCAGGGUGGAAACGCACCCGUCGCCGAAUCAACGCUCGGUCCUGAGGAUGACGGAUCCAAUUUUGACCAUGAUGAGGAUUCCGCAGUUGACACGACGGCCUCUCCAAAUGACCCCUUACUGCCGCUGUCGUCCUACGACGAUACGUCAGACGAUAUCAUCCCGAUCAGUUCGAGUGAUAUGACAGAGAUGGGGUUGGAUACAUGGAGUGCCUCGGAUCGCGCAUUUGUGGAGGAGCUUGUGCAGGUAUGGUGGGGACGCAAGGCACAGGUACAAGGUGCGAGAAUUACCUGCUGUGGGGUACGAAUUCUUUAGCAAGAAUCAUAUCCAAAAGUAAUGCAGAUAUUAAUGGGGUACAAAUAACCCGGCCAUGUCGAACAAGUUCUUAGAAAACGAUGCUACGACAUCAUAGUGGGAUACCCUCUUUCAUCGAGUUCGGUGGAAUUGAGAUAAGUGCUCUAUAUAUAAUCCACCUACAGUUACCCUAGCUAUCAGCAUUGUGAUCCUAGUGUUUCGAGUUCAUGUUUUUAGCCAGGACAAACUAUGCAUCCAAAACCUCAUUUCAAGAAGUUUAAAUGAUAUCACAUAUCCAACACGGCCGAAAGUAGUUCCAAAAUAUGCCUGCUGGUCUAAACCAAACCGAAAACAGUUGUUAUAUGCCCACAGUAACAGGCGAUCAUGAUGUUAAGUAGAUGUAUAAUACAUUAUUUAAAACGAGUCCAUUAUUUAUUUGCCUCGAAGGGGAUAAAAACGUUAAAUAAAUAGAGCAGAGAACGGAAGAACAUCCUCCGAAGAACGCCUGACCCCGAAUAAAAUGCCAUAAAAAAUAAUCUUUGGAACGCUGAGCUACACGAUAGAGACGCCUGGCUACCAAAAAACCAAGGGGGUGUGAGAUCCACGCAGCGAGCAAGCAAGGGGAUCAAAAAAGGUAGGGGAAAAGGCACAUAACCAAAGAUGAGAUGGAAUUGGAGAUAAUAGACGCUAAUGGAGCUUUUUGCCAGAAAUUAUAAUAGGAAGAUGAGGAGGACGAGGUCAAUAACAUGAUGGGCAAGCCUCACGCCGCGUCAAUCAGAUCCAAAUGAAAGGAUAGGAAUGAAAAGCUCCAGAAAUAAAUGUGAACAGAAAAGCAAAAGCAUACAACACCCGCUUAAAAGGGUAUCUAAACUUUGAAACCCCGUAAAACAGUACACGACGCCCAACGAAGAUGUAAAGAUGAAUAUAAAGAGGGGGGAUAGGAAGAAAAUAGAACAGAUAUAGCACCAGGUAAAACACCGCUUUAAGAACUAGAUAAUGCUCAAUAUCUUCCAAUAGGUGCACUGAAA